Messenger RNA from Xenopus laevis (African clawed frog), 4019 nucleotides. It is a transcript of the gene sfi1.L, whose product is annotated as SFI1 centrin binding protein L homeolog. The transcript is spliced from 32 exons. Lineage: Eukaryota; Metazoa; Chordata; Amphibia; Anura; Pipidae. Gene Ontology annotation, molecular function: phosphatase binding. The record is from RefSeq and is a predicted model, not a curated record. The coding region runs from base 174 to 3914 and encodes 1246 amino acids.
CGUUACAAAUCAGCUGUCAGAGUACGCAUGCGCGCAGUCAGCUUCCAGUUGCUGUAACAACAAGCGGUAAGAAGGGCGCGGAUUUUGAAGUGGGCGGGACUACCGGAACCAAAGUGAAACAGGAUGGAGUUGCCAGUCAGAGGCCGGUACUUGUUGCAAAUUCUUACUGCUUGAUGAUGGUACACAAUUCAAACAAGUUCUCUUCCAAACGGCAACGUAAAGUCGAUCCCCCUGUCACGUCUGGGAACCAGCGCCCGCAGACCAGCCGCGUUAUACCGUAUCGUGUGACGUACACAUGGAACCGCGGAGGCAGGCUGAAAGAACUGCGCAUAAGGCAUCUAGCCAGAAAAUUCCUUUACUUGUGGGUGAAAAAAACAUUUGGAAGAGUCCUUCCAUCUGCUGCCAGGCACCACUAUACUCGCCGCUUGUUACACUCCUGUUUUCAUCAAUGGCAGGAGGAAUGGUGGCUCUUGUGCAUGGAGUGGAAACUUAAUAUCAGAGCUGAGUGCCACUACAGGUAUGUCUUAUACAAAAUGUGUUUCUCUGCCUGGAGGAAGUAUAUUGGGUUGCAACGGAAGAAAAAAUGCAGGGCUCAGGCUGCAGAGAUCCAUGCACAGAAUCAUCUAAUGCAUCAGGCAUGUCAUCAUUGGAAAAAUUAUGUGAAAAUACGUAGAACUAAGAAGCAAAUGCUGUUAAUUGCGCUGGAAUUCAGAGAAGAAAGAGACCUUAGAAAUUCCUGGUACAUCUGGGCAUUGCAGCUAGAGCAGCAGCAAGCCUACCGUGAGAUGGAUGUGCUGGCUCUAAAUCACUGGGCUGUGAGCCUGCAAAGCAGGGCUUGGCUGCAGUGGAGAGACAUUUACAUAUAUCGUAUAACUGAGAAGAAAAAGGUUUUGCAAGCAGUAAAGCAUCAUCGAAAAUGCAAGUUGCAAGCUGCACUAAAAACCUGGCUUCUAUACAUAUGUUAUCGCAGAGAGAAACGGCGCCACCAGAAGAUGGCUGUGAGCUUGCAUCAAAAUUUUAUCACUAAGAGAUAUUUCUUACACUGGCACCAAGCCUUGGAGAAAGUUUGGAGUAUGCAUACAAUGGACGUGCACCUUGAGGCUUUGGCUGUACGCUGCCUACUUCGAAGGACUCUAACAUGUUGGAAACAUUACAUGGUGGUACGUUCUGAGAAUAUUAGACUGCAAAAAGUAGCAGAGACAUAUCACAGAAAGCACCUAAUGGAAAAAGGAUUACAUGCCCUGAAAAAGAAUAUAAACCAAGUUCGCAAAUAUCAACAACAAAGUCUUCAGGCUGUCCAGCAGUACCAAAUUACGCUUGUCUAUAAGUAUUGGACUGAAUGGAAGUUACGCCUGGAACAGAAAGAGGAGGAGAAACUUUUGACAUUGACAAUAACAGCAAAUACUCAUUACAGGUCCGUGUUAAUGCAGGCGUCCUUCAAGAUGUGGUUACAGUACAGACAGAAAAGAAAACGGAAACAGGUGCUGAAUAAAACCGCAUAUAAGCACUAUGCAAAAUCCCUAUUGCCUCACAGCUUUCAAAUGUGGAGAAAACAUCAAGAACUUCGGUGGAAGACAAGACACAUGGUAGAAAAAGCAACAGAAUUUCACAGGUAUACUGUACAAAGAGGAGUACUCUUUACAUGGCAGAAGAAGUUAAAUCAACAGAGAGAGUGUCGCCUGAGUGAGAGAAUGGCUAUACUACAUUUCAACUGGAGGCUAGUAGAACAAUGCUGGUACUCUUGGAAGAAUCAGUUAGCUCUCCACACGGCAGAAAAUAAAGGCAAUUCUGAAGCUGCUGAACAUCACAGGAGACAUCAGUUGCUAAAUGCCAUUACUGUAUGGAGGGAACAUGUGCAGGAGAUAAAGGCGGAGAGAGCUCAAGAGGAGAAAGCCAUACUUCACCAUCAGGUGCUUUGUAUGCAGAAUGCCUGGAGCCACUGGAAGUUGUUUUUGCUUCAGAGACAUGUAAAGUGGGAAAAACAAGUCAGGGCUGAUCUACACUACCAGCGCUGCUUGCGUGCACAUGUAUUUCGGGCAUGGAAGCUUUAUCAUGUCUGUGUACAAAACAUACUGCAUCAAGUGAAGGAAAAAGAGAAACAGAAAAAUGAAUAUAUCGUGCGAGCUGUACUGUGCACCUGGAGGAAUCAAGCAUCUUCUCAGAUUCUGGAGAGAAGGCAGGAAAGACUUGCAAUUAUUCACUACAGUGCUACAACUCGAAUAAAGGUUGUUCGUGCAUGGAGAGACACCGCAUCUGUUUUGGCACAUUGUAGGGAGAAGAAGGCAGAGAAAGUGAAAGAGGCAACUGUGUUUCUACAAAAAAGAAAACUCCAAUGCUUCUUUAUGCACUGGAGGCAAUUAAGUUACACAACAAUGGACCUUCGUGUUAGGAUGGAGGCGGCUACAAUGCAUCAUGUGAAAAUUUUGCUGAAGAAUUGCAUGAGAAAAUGGAAAGCUUAUCGUGCUCAGUGCUUAAGGAAAACGCUACUUCAGCGUCAAGGAGCCUGGUUUGCAGAACAGAGACUCGGCCGAAGUUGUCUUAGACAGUGGCGCCAAAUGCUGGUAGAAAAACAUCAGCAGGACAAGAAGAAUGUGAAAGCUUUGUGGAACUGGUCCCUCACACUGCAGGGAAAGGUGUUUGAUGGCUGGCUAUCUUAUGUGUGUGAACGUCAGCGAAAAAAGGCUCGCAUUUUGACAGCAGUAGAACUGUAUCGUGCAGAUCUGCUUCAGACUGGAGUGACCAGAAUCCUAAGUUAUGCAUCUGGCAUGAAACAUUUCAGAUCUCAGCUGAGCACUCAUCACCAAGUAAAGGAGGUGCAGAUGCAAAAUGCCGCAGCUCGUCGCUGUGCUAUUAUCUGGAAAGAGAAGGUCUUCAGAAGGCUCCGUCAAAAAACUUCUCAGAAGAGAGUAACCUUUAAUACUUUUGACAUUAAUUUGUUAUCUGAAGAAGAAGAGACUUAUGGAACAAAGACCUCUGCGGAUAUAAUGUACACCGCACCCCUGACUAGUGGGGAGCCGACACUAAGUGUAAUCAGCAAGCUGAGGGCAGAAAGGACAAAACCCCGUAGCCCUGAAUUCCUGCUGCAAUCUCUGGAGAGAGAGGGACUACUGCAUGCUGUGAGCAGCUGUGACACUGCAAAAUAUUCUGAAGCAGAAUCCUUGGCUACAAAAAUGCCUCUACAGAAUGAAGUCAAGGCAACUAAUCCUUUCCAACUACCUCAUGCUCUGCCUCUGCAACACUCAUGCACUUUAGCUUCUUCUGUAACAAAGGAGUCUGCUGCUGAAAUUCUGCCUCCUCCCAUCCGAGGUUCUGUGGCAUCAUCAGCACCUUUUCAGUUAAUCCCAAACAAGGCUUCAUCUUGUCCAGCACUAAUGCCUCCAUCUUCUUUUGUGCCUCUGGUUCAGAGCAAGGUAGACACAGCUAAAGUUGCUCUUACGCACCUUACAGAACAACCUCAGACAAAGAACCUCUCAAGCACAGCAUUUUCGGAUUAUUCAAGCCAGCUUCUGUCACCAACUGAUUUUGUACAAGGUAUUGAUUCCCAGGCCCAAAGUGGUACCACUGCAACGCAAAAGGAAAAAAGUCCAGAGAAACCAAAAGAGAGCAAACAGAUUGAUGCCCUUAAAAAUGAACUUCUCGGGAUUCAAAGAAUUAUGCAGCAAUACCAAGAGCAGAAAGAGGAACUGAAGGAUUGGCGCAGACACGCAGGAGUUCUACGGCGGUGGCUCAAAUCCAGUGAUCAUGAGCUCGACCCUGAUGAACAAUCACUGAAGAACGAGGUGGAGACUGAACUCCAGCAGCUCAAAGUGACGAUUGAAAACCGCUCGCAGCUGCUGAGCACAGACAAGAGACGAAUGCAGAUUUAUAUAAGCCGCCUUCAGGAGAUCAGAGCUUCAAUGGACUCCUUGUUAUAAUUUUCUACAUAUGCUUUUCUAGAAUAGAGAUCUCUAUAAAAUCACAAAGGCUGCUUAGUUUAUCCAUUUUAUUUCAAAAUGUCAGCUAUUAAAUGGGUUAAUGUA